This is a messenger RNA of Miscanthus lutarioriparius, 3990 nucleotides long. Lineage: Eukaryota; Viridiplantae; Streptophyta; Magnoliopsida; Poales; Poaceae. The record is from the annotation of a GenBank genome assembly.
AUGACGAUGAACGUCGUUGCCGGCGUCCUGCUCCUCUUGCUCGGCGACCUCAACAACCCGUCCUCGGUGGCCGCCGACUUCUGCGACAACCUUAAACAGGUCGCCGCCACCCUCCCAAAGAACACCUCCUCUUCCCCCUUGCACUUCGCCACCGCCACCUUCGGCCAAGCGCCCGACGUCGUGUACGCGCUCGCGCUCUGCCGCGGCGACGUCCUCAACGACACCGCCUGCGGCGACUGCGUCGCUAGCACGUUCGACGCGUUGACACCGCCGCCGCCGCAGCAGUGCUACUCGGCUGCCUACUACUACGGCGGGACCUGCAGGCUCGUCUACUCCGGCGACAACAUCCUCGCGCCCUCCAAUACCACGGCGGCCAACGGCGACGACACGCCGUUCACGCGAUGGAACCCCAACAACAUCACUGCCGGCGGCGGCGACGCCGACGACACGCGCCUCGUCGUCAGCCGCGUCCACGAGCUGGUGGUGGAGACGGUGCAGCUCGCGGCCAGCACGGCGCCGAGGCUGUUCGCCACGGGCGUCGUGGACAGCGGCGCGAUAUUUCCCAAGGUGUACUCGCUGGCGCAGUGCACGCCGGACCUGUCUGCCGGCGACUGCCUGGCGUGUCUCCAGCGUCUCCUGGACAUGGUCAACUCCACCAUGGCCCUUCGCAUGGGAGCACAGAUCCAUGUCAUACGGUGUUAUUUCAGGUACGAGGCGUAUGCGUUCUACGACAGCACGCCCGUGCUGCAGCUUGGGCCGUCGGCGCCAGCGCCAGCCCCGAACCCGGUGAAACACAAGAGGCGUGCGAGCAAGCUGUGGGUAAUUCCAGUAGUUGUGGUUCCUCUAGCGGCAGUAGCAUUUCUUUGCUUCAUCUUCUACUCCCCUUGGUUCAGAAGGUACAGGAGAGGCAAAGCAAUGAGGUUACAAGCAGGAUCAAGGCGUACUCAGGACUUGCAUGGAGAGGAAGAAUUAGUUUGGGAUGGGAAGAAUUCAGAGUUCUCCGUGUUCGACUUUGAACAGGUACUGGAGGCCACAGAUAAUUUUUCAGAAGAAAACAAACUUGGACAAGGUGGCUUUGGUGCUGUCUACAAGGGUCAGUUUGCUGAUGGAUUGCAGAUAGCAGUCAAAAGACUUGCUUCACAUUCAGGGCAAGGUUUCACAGAGUUCAAAAACGAAGUCCAACUCAUAGCCAAACUCCAACACAGGAAUCUGGUUAGGCUCUUGGGAUGCUGCUCUCAAGAAGAAGAGAAGAUAUUGGUCUAUGAAUACUUGCCAAACAAAAGCUUAGACUUCUUUAUAUUUGAUGAAAAUAGAAGAGCUAUGCUAGAUUGGUCCAAACUUCUAGUAAUAAUUGAAGGAAUAGCACAUGGACUUCUCUACCUACAUAAGCACUCCCGGUUGCGUGUCAUACAUCGAGAUCUUAAGCCAAGUAACAUUCUCUUGGACAGUGAAAUGAAUCCUAAAAUUUCAGAUUUUGGGCUUGCAAAAAUAUUCAGCUCAAAUAACACGGAACGGAACACUACACAAAGAGUGGUUGGUACAUAUGGCUAUAUGGCUCCGGAGUAUGCUUCCGAGGGCAUCUUCUCGAUUAAAUCAGAUGUCUUCAGCUUUGGUGUUCUUGUUCUUGAGAUCCUUAGCGGAAAACGGAAUUCUGGCAGCGAUCAAUGUGGAGAUUUUAUCAAUCUCAUUGGAUAUGCAUGGCAAUUAUGGGAUGAGGAGAGGUGGAUUGAUAUCGUGGAUGCAUCAUUGGUAAACAAGAGCCAGUCCUCAGAAAUGAUGCGGUGCAUUAACAUUGCUUUGUUGUGUGUACAAGAGAAUGCAGCUGAUCGACCAACCAUGGCAGAUGUGGUUUCCAUGCUAAGCACUGAGACUACGACAAUCCUCGCUGAACCUAAGAAGCCACCAUAUUUCCAUGUGAGGGUUGGAAAUGAGGAGGCACCCACUACUGCUACUGAGUCAUGUACCAUGGCGGGCGUCCCGGCCAUCAUCCUUCUUAUUAGCUUCCUCCUCGUGCUGCCGUCAGCAACGGCAAUAGGCAAGGUCUGCGGCAACGCCGGCAACUACACGGCCAACGGCACAUAUCAGUCGAACCUCGCCUUCCUCGCCGCGACCCUCCCAACCAACACCUCCUCGUCCCCGCAGCUCUUCGCGACCGCGACCGCCGGCCAAGCCCCCGGCGACGUGGUGUACGCGCUGGCGCUCUGCCGCGGCGACCUGACAGGCAACCUCACCGGGUGCAGCGCCUGCGUCAACGGCGCGUUCCAGUACGCGCAGAGGAUGUGCCCCAACGCCAAGGCCGCCAGCGUCUACGACGACGACUGCCUCGUCGGCUACUCCAGCGACAACAUCCUCGUCCCGGCCUUUAACGUCACCCGGGACAUGAGCACGCUCUUCGACUACUGGAACAACGCGGCGACCACCCCCGGCGGCAACGCCACCCAGGUGGCCGCCGGCGUCAAGGACCUGCUGGCGCAGACUGCCCAGCAGGCGGCCGCCAGGCCCAGCAGGUUCGUCACGGCCUACAUGGACGCCUCCAGCACCUCCAUCCCGACGCUCUACUCUCUGGCGCAGUGCACGCCCGACCUGUCCGCCGGCGACUGCAUGGCGUGCUUCCAGCAGAUCCUCAGCACGCUCAACGCCACGACGCCAGUGGCAGGGCGGGUCCUCCUGCUGCGGUGCAACUUCAGGGUCGAGAAUAUCAUGUUCUUCGACGGCGCACAGAUGAUGCAGAUCACGCCGUCAUCCGGCGCUCCGGCACCACCACUUCCGGCUCCGACGACGAAUAAGGGAUCUGGGGUGAAGCCCUGGGUAAUUGCGGUGUCUGUUACACCUCCUGUAGCGGUAGUAGCGUUCUGCUUCAUCCUUUACUGGCGUUGGCAAAGGAGGAGAAGGUACAAAAAAGGUGGAUCUAGAUUACGACAAAAGCAUACUCACAACUUGAAAGGAGAUGAGCUAGAUUGGGAAAUUGAAGCAGAGCUCUCAGAGUUUUCUGUUUUUGACUUUCAUCAGAUAUUGGAGGCUACAAAUAACUUCUCUGAAGAAAAUAAACUUGGGGAAGGUGGGUUUGGCCCUGUCUACAAGGGUCAGUUUCCUGAUGGAAUUGAGAUAGCUGUUAAGAGACUUGCUUCACAUUCAGGGCAAGGUUUCAUAGAGUUCAAAAAUGAAGUACAACUCAUAGCAAAACUGCAACACACAAAUUUGGUUAGGCUCUUCGGAUGUUGCUCUCAGGGAGAGGAGAAAAUUUUGGUCUAUGAAUACCUGCCAAAUAAAAGCCUGGACUUCUUUAUCUUCGAUGAAAACAGAAAAUCAUUACUGGAUUGGAACAAACGUCUGGCAAUAAUUGAAGGGAUAGCAGAAGGACUUCUCUACCUACAUAAGCACUCACGCUUGCGUGUCAUACAUCGAGAUCUUAAACCAAGUAACAUUCUUUUGGACAGUGAAAUGAAUCCUAAAAUUUCAGACUUUGGGCUAGCAAAAAUAUUUAGCUCAAAUAACAAUGAAGUUAGCACUACAAGGAGAGUGGUUGGUACAUAUGGCUAUAUGGCUCCCGAGUAUGCCUCCGAGGGCCUCUUCUCUAUCAAAUCUGAUGUAUUCAGCUUUGGUGUUCUCAUCCUUGAGAUCCUUAGCGGAAAAAGGAAUUCUGGUAGCCAUGACUGUGAAGAUUUCAUCAAUAUUCUUGGAUAUGCAUGGCAAUUAUAUGAAGAGGGGAGAUGGAGGGAACUCAUUGAUUCUUCAUUGGAACCCAUGCAUCACUCAACUGAAAUCAUGAGGUGCAUGAACAUUGGAUUGUUGUGUGUACAAGAGAAUGCAGCUGAUCGACCAACCAUGUUAGAUGUUGUUGCAAUGCUAAGUAGCAAAGCUAAGAUCUUGGCUAAGCCGAAUCACCCAGCAUAUUUCAAUGUACGGGUAGGAAAUGAAGAGGAAUCCAGUACUGGUACUGUGGCACGCAGUAUCAAUGAGAUGACCAUAUCUGUCACAACUGGUAGAUAG